AUUUUUUUAUAGGUAUUUUAAAAUUAAAAAAAUAUAUUAUCAAAAAAGACACUAGAGCCUUAUUUGAUUUAAUCCAAUAGAGUUAAUAUAUCAUUAAAACCAUGAAUUGAAUUAUCUAUGUAUGUAUGUAUUUGUUAUAGAUAUGAAUUAUAAUUAUUAAUUAAUUAGUUUGCAAUUAAUUAUAAUAUGAAUAUCUAUUAAUCCUGAAAAUAAAUUUUGGAUUAAUUUAAUUUGUUUGCUCUUCUUUAUUUAUUUCUUUCUUUCUCUCUUUUUUAAUUUGUUUUUGAAUUCAUAAUUUUUUUAAAUUUUGAAGUAGGAGGGAAUUUUUUGUAAUUAUAAAAAAGUGAUUGUAAUUAAUAAGGUGAUAUUUUUUUUUGUUUUGCUUAAUUAAUUUUUGAGAUAAGAUUAUUUAUUUAUUAUAUACUAAAAAGGAAUAUUUACAAAUUUUUAAUAAUAAAAUUUUUUAUCAUUCAUUUGAAGAAACAAAUUUAUUAAACUAUUGGCCAUAAUAGAUAGAUAGAUAGCGUUGUCACAAAAUUCUGAUUUUUCAAAAAUAAAUAACUCUAGCUAGGUUCAAGCAAUAAUUCUACUACCUACUAUAAUUUUAAAAGAGUCUUCAAUAAUUAAUAAAGAUUAAGAUAAGCAAGCAAUUAUGGAUUCUACAUUAACUUAAGAUGUUUAGUCUUCUAAUCCAUAGGCGAUGAACAAGUUUGAAAAUACAAAGAGAAAGAAACCUUGGGAAGUAUUUAAGAAGCAAACAAUAGAAGAAGAAAAACCAGAGAGUGUUUAGUAGUUUGAUUCAUUCCGUGAUAAGUGUGCUCACAACAUGUAAAGUGGAGCUGGCUUUACAGCAUUCUUAAAUAAUGCAAUGUAGCAAGAUAAUAACUUCUAGAUUAAGCUGAAUAAGAACUAAUAUUAUUAAAAUUUAAAUAAGAACAAAAAGCUAUUUGGCUUAAAUAACUAUUAAAGUACCAAGUCUAAUAAAUAAGGAGGUGGCAACCAAAGCAGAAUAUAAGAAGAUAAUAAUUAGCCUAGAUUUAAUGCAGUAGUCAAGAAUAAUUUUGAAAAAUAAAGCAAUUACCACACAAAAAAGAACGAUGAAACAAAGGAAAACACAAACAACUAAAAUUUUAACAAAUAAAACACCUUUCAUUUUAAUCCAUUCAAUAAACAUGAAUAACAGCAUGCAAAUUAAGAAUUAAGCAAGGACGUUUAGCAUUUGAAUAAAGAUGAAAUUUCUAAGGCCAAAUACCUAGAACGUAAAUAGAAGAAGGUAAGUGAUUUAAUAGAAUAAUAAGCAUCUCGUGCAUUAAGAAGAGAAGAAGGAGAAAACAUACCUUCAGAUGAAGAUCCUUUAAUGAAUUAUUUAUCUGAUUCUUCAUCAAAUGAGUCAGAUGGUGAAGGAAAUAAGAAAAAAACAAAUCUUUCCUCUUCAUAAAAAAAGAAAAGAUCAGGUUUAACAAGAAGGAGAUAAAAAAUUUGCGGCUCAUGGGUAAGAGUUUGUGAUACUUAAAAGCUAGAUAAACCUCCAAGCUAUAAAGAUUAUUUAGGAGCUUUAACUAAUGCUAAAGGAAAAAGACCUUUAGAAGAACUGAAUAAUAAAGACGAUGAUCUAUAUGAAGUCAACAAAGAAUUAGCAUAAGAUGCAGAGGAUGGUGAGUUAAAAGCAGUUGCUGACCUUGAGGAUGGAGAAAUAAAAAUGUAGGAAGAAGAUUUCUUUUUAAAGAAUAAUGCAGAUAUAAAAUUUUAGCAAGAAUUAGAGUUUCCUUUCCCAACAAGAAAAAUUCAGCAAAAGCCUCAUAAAAGCAAAAAUUUUAUGAAUAUUAGUCCCACUAAAAUUUUGAACACACUUAGAAAGACAAGCCUUUUAGAUGAAGAAGAUGAAGCAACUUAUAAAAAAAAGCAAAAAAUUCCUACAAAAGAGGAACUUCUAGAAUAGGAAAAUAAGUUAUUAGAAAAUCAAAGCCAACAAAUUUAAGAUUCUACAAAUCCACUUUAACUUCUUAAGAAAAUGGAUUAACUUGGAAACGAAGCAUUCAAAAACAGAACAGGCAACAACUUUUAAAUGCAAUAAACUCUUGCUGCAUAGCAAGAUCUUUUCCUUCAUUCAUAUUUCAAUAAAUCCAAACAUAAAGGGGAAAAUUUAAAUCAAGAAGGCAACGCUGCAGCAGCCAAAAAAGAGAAAAGAUUUGACCCUAAAAAUUAUUACAUAGAUAUUGAAAAAAAUAUGAUUGAUAAUAAUGUGUAGAUGACUGAAGGACUGCUUGCUCUUGCUAAGAUUUAGAAAGAAUAAUAUGUCUCUGGGGUUAAAAAGAAAACUAAAUAGAAUAAAGAUAUUCUUUCUGGUUCAAAUUUUAGCAGUGGAAGUGGAAGCAAAAUAAAUAAAAUAUUGUAGCAAGAUAGCACAGAGAAGGAAUUAAGAGAUGCUUCCUAGAGAUUAACAAAGUAAGCUGGAAUGAAAGACUUGUAGUCCAAGUUAAAUUUUGAUUAAAAUAACUCACACCCUCUUUUACUUUAAAAAGAGAAGCAGAAUGAAUAAUUUAACAAAGCACUAAAUAAAUACGAAGAAGAAGUAAACAAAAAAGAAGAGCUUAUUAAAUAGAUUUAGUAGUAAAAAAAGAAGGAGGAGAAGAUGAAUCAAAAUACAGAUUAAGCAACCGAAGAAGCUAAGCAAUAAGGGAAAUAAAGUGAUGAUGCUACAGAAGCAAAUGCAGAAGCAAAAGAAGGAGAAGAAAUGGAUAUUGAUGAUGAAGAUUUGAAUGAAUUUGAAAAGUUUAAUGAAGAAUACUUGAAACAGUAAGAAAAAAUGUUAGAGGAGAUAUAGAAAAAAAAUAAAGAAAAGGUGAAUGAAAUUAAAAAUUCCAAGUCUUUAGAUCUUGGAUUAGGCCUAGAAUUUGGAUUAGAUUACUCGUAAAAAGAAGAGCAAUUAAAUCCUCUUGAAAAAAUGAUCCAAGAAGAAUUAGAAAGAAACCGUUAAGACAAACAACAAUAAAAUUUCCGCCUUAUGGAAUUAUAAAAGCUCCAAGGAAAUCAACAUAUUCAGCACGCACAUUUAUUAGCAAAAUCUACUGUAAACGAAACCAAUAAUUCCUACAAGAAUUUAAAUGAUAAUCCUUAUGCUAAAAUAACAUAAUAAAAUUUAUAUGCUAUGUCCAAUAACCCAACUGAUAAUUAAAACAACAAAAGAAGAAAUAAAUUUUCAGAAAUCCCCACUCUUCCUGCUUAAUUUGCUAAUGUUGAAACAUUUGCCUAAAUGGAAAGACUUAAGCAAUUAACCCAAGCACAAAAAUCAUAAAACUAAACCUAAAUCUAACCACCUCAAUAAACCAAAAAAGAAGCAUAUCCAAAUGAAAUGACCUCUCUUUCUCAAUUACAACAAUAGCUAUUCACAAAGAACCAGUAAUUAAUUAAGUAAGAAUUUCCAGACAGAUCAAAAAGCAAAAUGGAACUAGAGCAUUAAGACAGCAAGUCUUCUAAAUUCUCAUCAUAAAUUCCUACUUUUAAUUUGCCAUAAAUUAAUAAUAAGAAUGAAGAUAAUCGCAUUUAAUAGGAAGAACAAAAACCAAUUAGAAAGAUCAGCUUUGAUAAAAGUGUUAACAUUCCAGAAAAUAUCAAAUCCAUGGAAAUGCAAUUAAAACCUGAAAAAUAUGAAAAAAUGGUUCUUGAAUACAUAAACAUGUACAAAAAGUAGAAAGAGGAAAUUCAAAUUGAUAAAAUAAAGGAUCCCAGACUGCGUGCCCGUGCCACCAAUAACUUUGAAGAAAAAAUAUAAUAAUUUGCCUCAUAAUUAGUCAAAGACUAUACUGAAAAAAUAAAUAAUUACAUUCCUAUGGCGAAUGAAGAUAAUAGCUUACCGCUUCCUAGUAUACAAGAUGAUUCUGGAAACAAGAGAAAGACAAGUUUAUUAAGCUUUUCAGUAGAGACAAGCACCAUGCCAGCAUAAGGUAAACAAGAAGUAUCUGAUGAUAAGGUGGUAUACAAUUAUAAAGUACUAAAGAGUGAAAGAAAUUUUAUUACACAAGAGAAAAAUUUAAUUGAAAAGCAUAGUGCUUUAUCUUUCCUUUAAGGAUCUUCUUAAGGUCCUGAUUAAUUCCAAUUACUUCGCAUGCCUUAGAAAGAAGAAUCAACUGAAAAUUAGAAUGAUGAAUUUAAGGAUCUAUUUAAGAAUGAAAAAGAAUUAAGAUACUUUAAAGAAAAUAAAGCAAUAACUUGCUUUAAGUGCCAUAGAAACGGUCAUACAGCAUAAUUAUGUACAAAUCAGUCUGAAGAAAGAAGUAAAUGUGUCUUCUGUCUUGGCGAUCACUCAAAAGAUUACUGUACCAACUAUGUUUGCUUCAAGUGCUAUCUAGUUGGUCACCGUAUUAAAGAUUGUGCUUUUGAGCAAUCUAUGGAUUAAUCUCGCUGCAGAAUCUGCAGAAAGAAAGGACACACUUUAAAACAAUGUGGAUCUCUUAAUUUAGACAUAGUUUAGAAAAGCUAUGAUUUCUACUCCAUGAACGAAACAAUUUGCUUAAAUUGCAGAGAGCCUGGGCAUAUUAACUGUUUUAAUCCUUAAUUAUACAUUAAUUAUGAUGGACUAUAUAAGCUAGAUCAAGAAACCCUAGAUAAAUUAUUUUGAAUUUGAAUAGUUCAAUAAAUUAAUUGCCACAAACCUUCAUUGAGAAAAUCUAAAGCAGUAAUUAGAUUUUAUAAAAUCAUUUGCACUACGAAAUCUGCCUCGAGUUUUGAGUGAAUAAAUAAAUAUUAUAUCAUAAAAAUAAUUUCAAUUUAUAAAGAAAACUAACACACAAACAAUAAAUAAAUACAAAAAAGAAAAAUUUAAUCCAUAUUACUUUAAUUAAGCAAUAAAUAAAUAAAUAAAUAUAUUUUUAACUAAAUCAUUAAAUAAAUAAAUAAAAAAUGAAUUUCUAUUUUAAAUUUCAAAAUAAAUUAUGUUUGUACUAAUUAUUAUAGUAUAUUUAUAAGCUUUUAUAUCUAAUUAGUAUUAAAUUUAGUAUGAGUUAGAGUAUUAAUUUU
Molecule: messenger RNA, 5016 nt
Organism: Tetrahymena thermophila SB210
Lineage: Eukaryota; Ciliophora; Oligohymenophorea; Hymenostomatida; Tetrahymenidae
Product: glutathione peroxidase
Exons: 3
Molecular function (GO): zinc ion binding; nucleic acid binding
Source: RefSeq, a predicted model, not a curated record